Molecule: messenger RNA, 7408 nt
Organism: Syngnathoides biaculeatus (alligator pipefish)
Lineage: Eukaryota; Metazoa; Chordata; Actinopteri; Syngnathiformes; Syngnathidae
Gene: tns1b
Product: tensin 1b
Exons: 32
Coding region: 473-5671 (1732 amino acids)
Biological process (GO): fibroblast migration
Molecular function (GO): protein binding
Source: RefSeq, a predicted model, not a curated record
UGCUUCUCUUCUCCAGUGCGGUGUGCUGCACUGCGAUGUUUCCAGUUGCGGGAUGUUAGGAUUUGCCUCUGGCUGCACUUCUUGCGCUCUCAUCAAGACCACUAGGACAUUUUUAUGCUUCUUUUCGAAUGGGAAGGAGGAGGAGUGAGAGAGAAGGAGCGACUAGCCAGACCUAUUAGCCUGAAGCUUGAACAUACACACUCCAACUCUCCCUCUCUUUUCUGACACCCACUCCCCCCCCACAAUCAUCUCUGCGCUGCACCAAGGUGACACUGAGGGGAUUUAGCCUAACCGGAGUGAGACAAUGCAGCACUAAAAAAAAAAAAGAAAAGAAAAGCAUUGCACCUAAAAAAAGGUAGAGCAUAAAGUAAAAGACAAGACAAGAAAGGAUGGCCACCGCAUUGUUUCAGGUGUCUUCGUCUUGUGUUCCAGCGACAAACUAUGAGCUGUAAUUUAAAUUGUACAUGCGUGUAUGUGCGCCGAGGUUGCGGCCCAGCCUCAGCCAGACUCUGUGUCCUGCAGCCCCAAGGCGCCCACCAAUGACCUGCCUCUCAAACAUGUAGAUACAAUGGGCUCAACAAAAUCUUCAAAAAGCAUGGAGUCACGGCGCAGACCUUCGAGGAGCGUGAGUUUGUUGCAGUCCCUGGAGGAGGGCUACGAGGUGGACCUGCUCUACAUCACGGAGAGGAUCAUCUCCGUCUCGUUCCCGAGCAGCGCGGAGGAGCCGAGCUACGCGGCCAACCUGCGCGAGGUCGCAUCCAUGCUGCGCUCCAAACAUGGCCACAAUUACCUGCUCUUCAACCUCAGUGAGAAACGUUACGACAUCAGCGAACUUCAUUUAAAGGUGUUGGACUUUGGUUGGCCGGACCAUCAUGCACCAGCUCUGGAUAAGAUCUGCAGCAUCUGCAAGGCCAUGGACACGUGGCUGAGCGCAGACAGCCACAAUGUGGUGGUCAUACACAAUAAGGGCAACAGAGGCAGAACUGGAGUGGUGGUGGCUGCCUAUAUGCAUUAUAGCAAUAUAUCCGCCAGUGCUGAUCAGGCUCUGGACAGGUUUGCCAUGAAGCGCUUCUAUGAAGACAAAGUCCUUCCUGUGGGUCAACCCUCCCAGAGAAGGUAUGUGGAGUACUUCAGUGGUUUGCUCAGCGGACACAUCAAGAUCAACAACAAACCCCUGUUUCUUCACCAUGUCAUCAUGCACGGCAUCCCCAACUUUGAGUCCAAAGGAGGAUGCCGUCCUUUCCUCAAAAUAUACCAGGCCAUGCAGCCCGUCUACACAUCUGGGAUCUAUAAUGUUCAAGGGGAUAGUCAGACGAGUAUCUGUAUCACCAUUGAACCUGGGCUACUUCUAAAAGGAGACAUCCUGCUCAAGUGCUACCACAAGCGUUAUCGGGGUCCGUGCCGUGAUGUGAUUUUCCGGGUGCAGUUCCACACGUGCGCUGUUCACGACCUGGGAAUCGUCUUUGGGAAAGACGAGUUAGAUGAGACAUUCAAAGAUGAGAGGUUUCCUGAAUAUGGCAAAGUCGAGUUUAUCUUUUCCUUUGGCCCAGAAAAAAUGUAUGGUCAAGGUAUGGAUCACCUGGAGAACGGGCCAAGCGUCUCUGUGGACUACAACACGCAAGAUCCGCUAAUUCGAUGGGACUCUUACGAGACCUUCAAUCAGAAUAAUGAGGACACUACAGAAGAAGUCAUUCAUACCCAAGGACCUUUGGAUGGGAGCCUCUACGCUAAAGUGCGCAAAAAAGAUUCUGUUGAUGGGACUGUCACUGCCAAUGGGCUCCCACCUGCUGCUAUUGAACACGUGCUACCUGUGGUCGACCACGCCUUAUCAGUGAGCAGCGACUCGGGAAACUCGACAGCGUCAAUUAAAACGGACAGAACAGAUGAAGUAGCAGCAGUUCAUUCGACUGUCAACCUGCCAAGUGUUCCCACCGUUGAAGCGGUAGCUAAAGUCCAUCUCAACGACCAGCAACCCAUCAGCCCACAGGAGAAACAGGAGCUGGAGCAGCUCCUAGGUGGACUGGAGGGGCCCAUGCAUCAUCAAGGCUACCAUGCCUCCCCGACCUCUGCCGUUGAAGGGAUACUCCACCGGGUUCCGGCUCAAGUCCAUGUAAAUGGUCACCGCAACAUUGACCGUGAAACUGACAUUUUAGAUGACGAAUUACCGAGCAGUCAAAAGGCCAACAGUGUGGACAGUUUGGGGACCUUCUCCUCAACCGAUGGCCGAGCUACGCCAGCAGAUCUCUACUAUCAGUCGGAGUCCAUCAUUAAUGGCCAGGACCACGUCCCGUACCUGGAGCGCAGUGUUGCAGAAAGCCCAGUAGAAACAGUCCAAUCACAAAUUUGCAUCACAGACAAGCCAGUUACACUGACUCGGAAUGAUUCAGUCCCAGCCUCCAAUUAUGUAGCAACUCAGAAUCUGUACCGCUCACAGUCAUUUAGUAUCGAUACACAGUCUAUGCCUCCAGCUCCCACCCGGACCACCAGUAGCAGGGAUGCCGUCCAACGUGGUCUCAAUAUUUGGCAUCGGUUCGGUGUGCCUGAAGAGCCUGUAACCGAAGGACUCACUUUCGGGACACCGCCCUCUGCGAUAACAAUACCGGCUCACCAGAGCCUUCCACAGUUCCCUAAUCGCCACAGUGGAUCACAGGAAGAGAUUGAGAAAUCAAUAGAGACACUCAAUCUCCUCAUGUUAGAUCUGGAACCAAGCCGUUCAUUCAUACCAAAGUCGCAAAGUGCUCCUCUAAGGGAAACCAGUGUUGUAACCACACAGCCAUCCUUCUCUCAGAGCCAAAGCAAAGCUAUCUAUGAGGUGGAUAUGCCCACGAUGUUAAGUCAGGUCAGCCAUCAGUCACCCAUGACACCAAGCACACCGGAGCCUGCCCCUGUUUUUGCAUUGAAAACCACCGCAACCAGUCCUUCUUCACCAGCUUCUGCGACUGGUCAGAUGCAGGUAAAGGCAAUCAACACCUUCCAACCAAGCUCAUUGUCCCAGUCCACUGAAGUCUUGGAGCCCCACAAAAUCUCUAGUGCUGGAUCAACAUCACCCACUACAAGGGACUGUGAACAUGAAGAAGUCUUUAAUCUUGAAGGACUGGUGGCUCAGAGAGUUGCAGGUGUCCAGACCCGUACAAUGUCUCUGGAUGAGCCAGCAGUCCUGGGCCGGCGUAGGAUCACGAGUGACGGUCCAGAAGAUGCUCCCUCCCCCGAUGUCCCAGUGCGUUCCCCUGUUCGAUGCGUUUCUCCGGAGUUUGUCAACGCCAUCGCCAUGAACCCCGGGGGACGACCGAAGGAGAGACACAUGCACAGCUACCGGGAAGCCUUUGAGGAGAUCGAGGGUGGGCCCACUAGCCCGACCCCCUCAGUUGGUGGUGAGGUGCUUCCCCAAACCCCUGCCUUCCCCACAUCGCCACAAACCCCUUACUUCAACCUGUGUCGCUCUCCUCCAGGUCUUGCUAAGACUCCACUGUCAGCUCUUGGCUUGAAACCCCACAACCCGGCGGACCUCCUGCUCAAUCAAACUGGUUCAGCACCCAGAAGUUAUGUGGAGACCGUUGCGAGGUCAGCUGUGACAGGUGGAGAGCAACACACAGCGGCCCAAAGCCUUAGUUCACAAGGAAAUACAAGAGGGCAACAAAGAAGUCCAAGUCCCAUCUCCCAAGCUCUGAUCUCCCCAUUGUCCAGUAGUAGCCCCAUCCAGAGCUCUUUAGGUGAUCCGACCUUAGUAGAGAGCAGCUUGAGCACUCCGUCCCAGCCCACUACUGAUUCAAGUUUGCACACUCAGGCAGCAGUGAGCGCAUACUCCACUCCAACAGCCUCAUACCAAGCAUCCACAUCUCCCAAUUCCUCUCAUCUCGAUUCAAUUUCUGCAACAUCCUCCUACCUCGGCAUCACAACUCCAAUACUGUCCAGUCUUGACCCCAACACCCAAACAAGGAGUUACAUGCCCUCCGAUUCUGGCCAACCCGGCUGCACAGAACCCUCCAAGACUGUACACAGCUCAGAAAAUCCCCAGUUACAGCACCGAGCAUGUAUCCUGACUUCUACUGACAGUCCUGUGUUUGAGACACACCCAAAUGCUUUUCGGGAAGGACCUAUCAUGGGUCAGAAAGUAUUACCACUAAAUGGCUUUGAGACAGGUAUGCUUGGGUUCAGCGACAAUCCCAGCCUUGGACACCAUCUGUCUCAGGGAAAUCAGAGUAACCGAGUACUCAUCCGCCAGGCUUCUACUGGGCAACAAGCUCAUCAAAGUCCUACUCUAAGCAGACAACCGUCUUUGGGACAACCUAUUCCGAGCAGUCCAGUACUCAGCAGACAUCCAUCUAUUUCCCAAUCCCAUGGAAGUCCAGUAUUGGGUCGUUACCCAUCAGUUUCACAAGUGUCUCAAAGGAGCCCAAGUUUAGACAGACACCCGAUGCACAGCGGCUAUGCCACGCCUGAUGAGAGGCAUGGCAACCUGUCCAGACAGAGCAGUUCCUCGGGCUACCAAGGACCCCCUACACCCUCCUUUCCUGUUUCUCCUGCAGUCUACCAGGAUGCAGGAAUGAUGGGGAUGGGCGUGGGAAUCCGACAAGCAAGCGCAACGCCUGGUUUUCAACCUCAGCUUCCAGAAAAGAGGCGCAUGUCAAGUGGCGACAGACCAAACGGAUCAUUGUCAUAUAGCUCACUGAAUGGAAAGAUCAUGUCACCGAUGAGUGGAGGAAACAAUCCCAGCUACUUCCACACCCUUUCAGACUUCUCGCGCUUCAAUAUGCCUGAUGGAGGGCCUGAGGGCAGCCUGAAUGUCAAGUUUGUCCAAGAUACUUCAAAGUUCUGGUACAAGCCCGACAUAUCCAGAGAGCAAGCAAUUAAUGUGCUGAAAGAACGAGAGCCUGGAGCCUUUGUUAUCCGGGAUAGUCACUCAUUCAAGGGGGCUUAUGGCUUGGCUAUGAAGGUAGCUUCGCCCCCACCUUCAGUGCAUCACAACAAGAAAGGUGACAUCACCAACGAGCUGGUGAGGCAUUUCCUGAUUGAGAGCAGCCCUAAAGGAGUGAAACUGAAGGGUUGUCCCAAUGAGCCAUACUUUGGCUGCCUAUCUGCUUUGGUCUACCAACAUGCCAUCACACCACUGGCCCUGCCCUGCAAACUGCUCAUCCCUACAACAGAUCUUCUUGAGGAAGAGCCAGAAGUUGUCAAAACAAACCCGCUGGCUGAUCGACUGAAACAAGGAGCAGCCGACGUCCAUGUUAUCCCAGUGCAGAGGGCCCCGGCAGAGUCCCAUGCAUGCAACGUGCUCUACAUCAACUCGGUGGAUAUGGAGUCGCUGACGGGCCCCCAGGCCAUCGCGAAGGCCAUCUCUGAAACGCUGGCCGGCGCCGCGUCUCCGUCUGUUGCCACCGUUGUGCACUUCAAGGUGUCUUCACAAGGCAUCACGCUGACUGACAACCAGAGGAAGCUUUUCUUCCGGCGCCACUACCCUUGCAACACCGUCACAUUCUGUGAUAUUGACCCUCAGGACAGAAAGUGGAGCAAGCCAGAGGGGGGUACAGCCAAGUUGUUUGGUUUUGUGGCACGCAAACAGGGAAGCACGACGGACAACGUGAGCCACCUCUUCGCCGAGAUGGAUCCCGAGCAGCCGGCCAGCGCCAUUGUCAACUUUGUCACUAGGAUGGUUACUUUGCAAAAGCGAUGAACGCGUUCCAGCAAACCCUGGCACACCCCCCCCCCCUAAAAAAUACCUUUGGUGACUUUUCCCCCCUUCCCUUGAAUGACGGACACUCCCUUUCUCUGCGGACACUUGACGUUGUUUCUUGCCGUGUAAGCAAAUUUUUUUUUGCGGCCGUGUUUCUUGCUUGUGCCUUUCUUUUGGGACGGACUCCAGAGUGAACCUGAGGAAGUGCAGAAAGGGGGCGUAGCAGGAAAGGACAAUGGGACGGGAGGCGCGUUGGGUCUCCCUGGAAGGGAAAUGUUUGGAUGGCGUGAGUGCAAAAUAUUCAUAUGUAGUCUGUUUUGGAAAAAAAAAUCCAGUCAUAAGAUGGGGGAGAAUGUAAUUGUGGCCACUAUACUGUACGUAGAGUAUUAUACUGUUUAGUCCUCCAUAGAGUCACUCUCUAGCAUGGACUUAUUAUAAAAGUGCCAAUUUUACCUUGGUUACCUCACCUUGGUUGUCCAGAAAAGGCCCCUCCGACGGGUACUUCUGUUUGACCCGGUUUCAUAUCUGCUGUGUCCAUGUUUGGCAAAGACCACCUUCCUCUUUUCUCUGAUUGGUUACCUCCAUGUAGAACACCCGCUCAUAAGAGCACGCCCUCGAAGGCGGAGACGUUUGCUUGUAACGGAGAUAAGAUUGACAAAUUUAAAUGACGGGAUUACAGGCCUCUUGGUAGAAAAAAUUCUGGAACUCAGGAAUGUGUGAAUUUUAAUUCCUGUAUAGUGUGCACACAAAAUGGUCAUUUGGGACAAUGAAGAAGGUAUAAUAUGUACAUUACCAAUUUGUAUCCACACAGUUGCUACGCUGAGGCCAAGCUAAACAAAAUAUACAAGGAUAUACCGUAAUUCCCGGCCUACAGCGUGCACCUGGUUACAAGCCUCACCCAGUAAAUUUGUAAAGGAAAUACCAUUUGGUACAUACAUACGCCACACCUGUGUAAAAGCCGCAAGUGUCCACAUUGAAACACGAGAUAUUUACAAAGAAAGAUGGUACACAGAAAGAGUUUAAUGUGGCGCGAGUGCGGUGCUAACGCUAAUGUUAACGCUAGCGCCGCACUUGCGCUAACGCUAACAGGGCCGGUUAAACUUACCGAUAAAUAUCACUGAGACAUGCCAGUACCACAGCAGCAACACUCUAGCACAGCGCUAACGCUAGCGCAGUGCUAAGAGGGCCGGUAAAAGUCACAUCCUCGGCACAUAUUUUCUACUGUCUCAUUCUUACCUUUUCCGCUCAUGUGGCCCCUUGCAGCUGUUAGAAAAAAAUGCACAAAUUAGCCGCAUCACGCAUAAACCGCAGGUUUGAAAGCGUCUUAAAAAAUUGGGGCUUGUAGGCCAAAAAUUACGGUUGAUAUCUUUGUUGUCAUUGUACAGUUAUAGUUUAAUUUUGGCAGAGUAAGGCUGCAGAUCCAUUAAAAAACAAAAAAAAAAACAGCAAAAUGCACAAAAUAUAUAGUAUCUCCAGUAAAUGGUAAUCUUUUGUGGCCACAAUUAUUUUUCUCUCUCAUGUAAUGCCUGGCAUUCUAUAUUUUUGUGUAUUUGCAAGAAGAAAAAAGUCAAGUCGUGUGACCUUUGUGGAUUGUAAAUCUUAACUUUUUGAGAGGUCAACCAAAGAGUUUUUGUAAAAAAAAAAAAAAAAAAAAAAAGAAUUAAAAAUUGAAAGCAAAAAAAAAAAAAAAAAACCCAAGCAGACAAACAAAAAAGUAGUCAGGGCUUGCAUGGCAGG